This is a messenger RNA of Pollicipes pollicipes, 3624 nucleotides long. RefSeq names its product phosphatidylinositol 3-kinase 92E (gene Pi3K92E). Gene Ontology annotation, molecular function: 1-phosphatidylinositol-4-phosphate 3-kinase activity; 1-phosphatidylinositol-3-kinase activity. Bases 170 to 3556 code for a protein of 1128 amino acids. Lineage: Eukaryota; Metazoa; Arthropoda; Thecostraca; Pollicipedomorpha; Pollicipedidae. Gene Ontology annotation, biological process: phosphatidylinositol 3-kinase/protein kinase B signal transduction; phosphatidylinositol-3-phosphate biosynthetic process; cell migration. The record is from RefSeq and is a predicted model, not a curated record. Gene Ontology annotation, cellular component: cytoplasm; phosphatidylinositol 3-kinase complex; plasma membrane. The transcript has 20 exons.
CUGCGCCCUUGGCGGGGAUUCCGUAGGGUGAUGAGCCUUAACAUGUUAGUCGCGGUAGAUCGGUAGGGCUGCCCCAGAUUAAAAACUGCAUGAUAGUACAUUAUCGUUCCACGGGCGAGGUGUGUAUUAGUAAUGCUCGAUGACAAGUGGUAUGGACCGUCGUGCUGACAUGGUCCAACAACAAAUGAUGGCCGGUAAUUUCCUGGAGCACCACGAGCUCCAGAGGACCAACAUGCACAUGAAGCACCUGGAGCUGGCCUCGCAGGCCCAGUGGCAGGACGCGCUGCCCGACGUCCUGCCGGGGAGCAUCGACCCAUUCAGCGACGACGGCUGGGACAACGCCGAUCCGGACGUGCACAUUGAGUGCCUCAUGCCCAACGGCAUCGUGGUGCCACUUGACGUCCCCAAGGACGAGACGCUGGAGGACAUCAAGGAGAAGCUGUGGGAGAGCCGGUUCCCGCUGCGCGGCACGCUGCGGGACAUGUCGCAGUACGUGUUCCAGUGCGUGACGCCGCAGGCGGAGGCCAUCGAGCUGCUGGACGAGAGCUGUUCCCUGCUGAGCGUGCGGCCCGUGUUCCGCGUGCUGCGCGUCAUCGAGCGCGAGGGCGACAAGCACGAGAAGCUGCGCAUGUCACAGAUCGGCAAUCUCAUCGGCAAAAAUCUGCACGACUUCGAGUCGCUGAACAACAGCGCCGAGGUGAACGAGUUUCGCAGCCAGAUGCGGGAGCUGUGCACGGGUGUCGCCAGGGGCAUGGAGUCGUACACGUGGGAGCAGCGCAUGCAGUACAGCUAUCCGUGCGCCGUGUCGCGACAGCCGGAGGUGCCCCAGCUGCUGCUGAGCAAGCUGCCCCCCGAUGGCAAGAUGCCGGUGGUGCUGGAGCCGCGGCUGUCGACCGAGCACCAGGCCGGCUACGUGGGCACGACCUUCCGCGUGGCGCCCACCAUGACCACCCAGGAUCUGGUGCGUCUCAUGCUGAUGAAGAUGAUGCGCAACAGCCAGGUGGCGCCGGCCGGGCCGCCCAGCGACUACACGCUCAAGGUGCUGGGCCGCCAGCAGUACCUGAUCGGAGACCUGGCGCUGUGGCGGUUCGCGCCCACCCAGGAGGCGCUGUGUCGGGGCGUCCGACUCCGUCUGUUGCUCGUGGAGAACAGCAGCAUACCACUGCCUGACUGGGAGCCGCUUGUGCCGAACCAGCAGGCGGGGCCGGACCUGCCGCGCGCCGCCUCCGCCGGCACGCUGCUGCGCCGCCGGCCGCCGCGUGCCCUCAGCAGCUGGGACAUCACUCAGGACUUCAGCAUGACCGUGCGCUCGGUGGCCAACCUGCCGGCCGCCGCCGCCGCCGGCGUGGCGUACGAGAUCGGUCUGGUCGCGGCGCUGUUCUGCGGCGGCAAGCAGCUGUGCGAGUCGCAGAGCGUGAAUCGGCUGGCGGCGCCGUCGGACGGGUCGGUGCUCAUCAUGGAGCAGCACCUGCAGUUCGAGGUGCAGGUGCGCGACCUGCCGCGCAUGACGCGGCUCUCGCUGGCCAUCUUCGACACGGCGCGCGCCCGGCAGCCGCACGGCGGACGCUCCGGGCGCCAGGACAACGGCGGCAGGUACUACAAGUACCUGGGCUGGGUGAACACGCCCGUGUACGACUACCGCGGCCAGCUUCGCUCGGGCGACGUCACGCUCUACCUGUGGCCGUACCAGGAGCAGUCGGCGGCCGUCGACGAGCCGCUGCAGCCGUUGGCCACGGCCGUCGCCAACCCAGACCGCUCCGACGCCAUCCAGAUCAGCGUCUGCUUCGCCAGUUACUGCAAGCCCCACGGCGUGGUGCUCUACCCGCCGGUGGAGAACAUGCAGCUUUACGUGGACAGGGCGGCCAUGGACGGCCCGGCCGGCACCGACAGCCACACCGACCUGAACUUCUUCGGCAGGGGCAACACAGAGCAGGUGAAGCAGGGCUUGGCGGCGGCGUUCGAAAGCAACAUGCGGGCGCUGGACCUGACGGACCACGACAAGAAGGUGCUCUGGUCACUGCGCCACCAGUGCCACGUCAGCCACCCGAACGCGCUGCCCAAGCUGCUGCAGUGUGUCGACUGGUCCAGUCACCUAGAGGUGGCGGAGAUGACGCUCCUGCUGGAGAGCUGGCAGCCGCUGGCGCCGGACAAGUCGCUGGCGCUGCUGGACGUCAACAUCGCGGACCCCACCGUGCGGCAGUUCGCCGUCCGCUGUCUGGAGAUGGCCAGUGACGAGGAGCUGCAGCUGUACCUGCUACAGCUGGUGCAGGCGCUCAACCACGAGAACUACCUGUUCUCGAAGCUGGCCGAGUUCCUGCUGACCAGGGCCGUCCGGAGCCGAGCCAUCGGACACUGGCUGUUCUGGCACCUCAGGGCUGAGAUGGACGUGCCCGCGGUGCGGGUGCGCAACGCCCUGCUGCUGGAGGCGUACUGCCGCGCCGCGCCCCGGCACAUGCUCACCCUCACGCGCCAGCUGGAGGCGCUCAAAGCUCUCACAGAUCUCAGUGUGAAGGUACAGGAGCAGCGCGCGUCAGGCGUCGACAAAGAGAAGAUCAAGGAGUCGAUCAAGGAGCGCAUCAAGACCACGUCCGUGCAGAACAAGCUGGUCGACUUCAGCAACCCGCUGGACCAGACGGCCGUGUGCAAAAAGCUGCGGCUGGAGACGUUCACCUACUUCGAGAGCAAGAUGACGCCGUUCCGCCUGAUCUUCGAGAGCGUGGACGAGGGCGGCGACCCGAUCAACCUCAUCUUCAAGUCGGGCGACGACCUGCGCCAGGACAUGCUGACGCUGCAGACGAUCCGCAUCAUCGACAAGCUGUGGAAGGAUGAGGGUUACGAUCUCAGGCUGAACGCCUACGGCUGCAUCGCCACGGGGCCGCGCGUCGGCAUGAUCGAGCUGGUGCAGGACGCCAAGACGGUGGCCAACAUCCACAAGGAGAAGGGCAUGUUCAAGCCGACGGCGGCCUUCCGGCGCGACACCAUCUUCAAGUGGCUGCGCGACUGCAACCGCUCGGAGGAGGAGCUGCGGCGCGCCGUGCGCGAGUUCAGCCUGAGCUGCGCCGGCUACAGCGUCAUCACGUUCGUGCUCGGCAUCGCCGACCGCCACUCGGACAACAUGAUGGUCAAGGAGAACGGCCAGCUUCUGCACAUCGACUUCGGCCACAUCCUGGGCCACUUCAAGAAGAAGUUCGGCAUCCGGCGGGAGCGCGUGCCGUUCGUGCUGACGUCCGACUUCGUUUACGUCAUCACCGGCGGCGACAAGCCCGACGACAGCCUGUUCGAGGAGUUUCGGCGCAACUGCGAGCAGGCGUACAUGAUCCUGCGGCGGCACAAGGACUUCAUCAUCUCCCUGUUCGGCAUGAUGAUCUCCACCGGCCUGCCGGACGUCUCCUCGGAGCACGAUAUCAGCUUCCUGCAGAGCACACUGCAACUGGGCGUGUCGGAGGAAGAGGCGAGGAAGUUCUUCCGCGAGAAGUUCGACGAGGCGCUCAAGAAGUCGCUGAACGCCAGCCUAAACAACGCCAUCCACGUCAUGUGGACGGACAACACGGGCUAGCGGCGUCGGCCGGCGGCGCGGCGAGCUCUGGCGGUCGGCCGGCCGGCCGGCGCUCGGACGCUCCAACG